Molecule: messenger RNA, 507 nt
Organism: Cynara cardunculus var. scolymus (artichoke)
Lineage: Eukaryota; Viridiplantae; Streptophyta; Magnoliopsida; Asterales; Asteraceae
Product: prothymosin alpha-A-like
Exons: 1
Coding region: 1-507 (168 amino acids)
Source: RefSeq, a predicted model, not a curated record
AUGGAGCGCCUCACACUGGAUCAGGCUCUCGAAGUCGGUCUUCUUCAAGAUAGAUCAUUAAGCGAGCUUAAACAACGGAUGGACAUCAUAGCACUGAGUCUUGAUAACCUCUUCUCUAGUCAUGCUGAUGACAAAGAGGGGGAGAAAGAUCUGGAUGUUGCUGUUGUUGUCCCUACAACUGAACCUAAAGCUGAUGCUCCUAGAACUGAAGCUAAUGAAGCUGAGGUUGUUGAUGAAACCAUCACUUCCCAUGAAGCUAAUGAAACUGAGGUCGUUGAUGAUGCCCUCAGAACUGAUGCUGAAGCUCAUGACGAAGACCUUCCUAUCACCCCUGCAUCUGAUGCUGGUGAUGAGGAAUAUGAUAAUGAAGACAAUGAAAAUGAAGAUGAUGAUGAAUCUCCGUCCCUUCCUAACGCUGGAAAGUAUCACGGUGGUGAUGAUGAUGACGACGACAAUGACGACGACUUCAUGAUUCAGUACCACAAGCCUAUCAAUGCUCUGAAAUGA